ACACGAUGACAUCUCUGAGGUUUGUCUUUUUCCAUCUGACAUGUUUGUUCUUGAGGAUAAUGGCUCAGACAGCUACUCAGAAGUUUUCCUCAUCUGUUCAUCCAGACGGAGGUUUAUUAUCAGUGAAAACUGGGGAUGACUUGACUCUAACGUGUUUCUAUAAUGCUGAUGUUUCUGCGAAACUUUACUGGUACAAACAACCUAUGGGACAGAAACCACAGCUCAUCUCUACCUUCUACAAGUUUCAUAAAAAUGGGACUUUUCAUGGUGAAUUCAAGAACAAGCCACGCUUCACACUGGAUACAGGGGAUGGUAAAAAUCACUUAAAGAUCUCAGAUCUGCAUAUUUCAGACUCUGCUGUAUACAGCUGCAUAAGUUGUUUUGCAAACGCAUUUGAAAUUUCAGAGAGUAUUACUGUCAGUGUGACGGGUUCAGCUUGGGUCCAUCAGUCAGCAUCUGAGAUCAUCCAGCCAGGAGGCUCUGUGACUCUGAACUGUACAGUACACACUGGGACCUGUGAUGGAGAACACAGUGUUUACUGGUUCAAACGCUCUCAAGAAUCUCAUCCAGGACUCAUUUACACCCAUGGAGGCAGGAAUGAUCAGUGUGAGAGGAAAGACAGCACACAAACACACACCUGUGUCUACAACUUACCAAUGAAGAGCCUGAAUCUUUCUCAUGCUGGGACCUACUACUGUGCUGUUGCCUCAUGUGGAUACAUAUUGUUUGGAAAUGGGACCAAGCUGGACUUCAAAGACAAAGUGGACUCUCCUGUGUUGGUGUUUUUCUUGAGUGGAGCUUUGACACUCACCACCAUCCUGGUAGUUUUACUGGCUCUCUCAGUGUUCAAGAUGAGGAAGGGAAACACUUAUCAGUCUACAGAGUCUCAAGCAAGAUUAUCCGCUCCCUCCACAACAAAUGCAGAGGGUCACGGAGACGCAGACAACCUUCAUUAUGCAGCUUUAAGUGUCAAGCUGCCCAAUAGCUCACGAAGACAGAGGAACAACACCAACAAUGAAUGUGUGUACUCCAGUGUGAAGCUCUAGACCUGGACCUGUUUCAUGACUACUUUUUUAUUAAAGAUCGAUUUUACUUUCAAUGCCAACAGUUAGUACCAAUGUGAGAAGUGAAGAGUUGGCUGGGUGGAUCGCUACGUAAAUUAUACCAGACCGUAUCUCCUCAAAGACCUGUUGGUUACAAUGGCCCUUCUUUUACCUUUAAAAUAAGUUUCUUUUAUCAUAUUUACCAGGUAAAUAAGUUGCCUUACUAUGCUACUAUACUAUCUACAAUAGUUAGUUGUUUUUUGUCUGACAUAUCAUUCAUAACAUAGUUUUUCAUGCACAUAUAUAAAGAAAACAGGAACAUUAUCACAAAGGUGAUGACACUUCCGACCUCAACACCUAUAGGCCUGUAAACAAGCUGUUCUGCAGUCUCAUUGGUCAGCUCACCAUACAGUCCUUUGAUGCCGUCCUUCAAUCACAGAGGUCAGGACGCCAACUCAUAAUACAAUAACUGCUUGUUCCAGAUGACAAUAUUAAUUUGCUUCACUGCAAAUCUGUUCAAAGU
Molecule: messenger RNA, 1566 nt
Organism: Acanthopagrus latus (yellowfin seabream)
Lineage: Eukaryota; Metazoa; Chordata; Actinopteri; Spariformes; Sparidae
Exons: 5
Coding region: 6-1046 (346 amino acids)
Biological process (GO): response to bacterium
Source: RefSeq, a predicted model, not a curated record